AUGUAUUGCCCAGGCUACCAGCAGCCCAUGCGUUUCAGGGUCCCCGGAAAGACGAAACACUGGCGGUGCUGCCGCAAGAAACGUCAUAAUGACGCACAAGCAGCUCGCCUACUGUAUGCAUGGAGUAUGCGAGCGUCGCACGCCAACGCGGCGAAGACAGCGGACGUAUCGGAGAUCACAGUGGAGGACUGGUACGGCUACGUUCGAUGUCUCUGCUCGAAGCAGCUGCUCAGCGAUCAAUUUUGGAUUGGCGGUGUGGACCACGUUGUCGAAAUUGACGAAACAAGCCUAACAAAGAAAGCCUUGUUCGCGAUCUGGUACGUUCCCUCGUGGCUGACGACUGCCUGA
Phytophthora nicotianae INRA-310 is the source of this 348-nucleotide messenger RNA. RefSeq lists its product as hypothetical. NCBI's taxonomy places the organism in Eukaryota, Oomycota, Peronosporomycetes, Peronosporales, Peronosporaceae. The coding region runs from base 1 to 348 and encodes 115 amino acids. The record is from RefSeq and is a predicted model, not a curated record. The transcript has 3 exons.